This is a messenger RNA of Leguminivora glycinivorella, 1275 nucleotides long. RefSeq names its product dynein light chain Tctex-type 1 (gene Dlc90F). Gene Ontology annotation, cellular component: cytoplasm; cytoplasmic dynein complex. The coding region runs from base 126 to 476 and encodes 116 amino acids. Gene Ontology annotation, biological process: microtubule-based movement. The transcript is spliced from 3 exons. The record is from RefSeq and is a predicted model, not a curated record. Gene Ontology annotation, molecular function: dynein intermediate chain binding. NCBI's taxonomy places the organism in Eukaryota, Metazoa, Arthropoda, Insecta, Lepidoptera, Tortricidae.
GUAUUCGUCGUGAAUCACAAGAAAAUCAUGUCAGUGUGAGAGAAUUCGUAGCGUCACAAUUUUCGUUGUUUUUGUACCAAAAUAAAAGUUUACCAGAUAAUUUGAAACACUAGUUAUUUGUAAUCAUGGAAGUCAAAGAAUGCAGUGAUUUAACUGAAGAAAAUCAAUUCAUCGUUGACGAUGUGAGCAAAAUCAUCAAAGAAGCGAUCGAGAGUUCUAUUGGAGGCACUGCGUAUCAGCACAACAAAGUCAAUCAAUGGACAUCUGCGGUAGUUGAAUCGUGUUUGGGUCAACUGACGAAGCUACAAAAGCCUUAUAAAUAUAUAGUGACUUGCACAAUAAUGCAGAAGAAUGGUGCGGGCUUGCACACAGCUUCGUCGUGCUUCUGGGACAACAACACGGAUGGAUCCUGCACUGUGCGCUGGGAGAACAAGACAAUGUAUUGCAUUGUGUCUGUCUUUGGACUUGGAAUCUAAUUCUUUCUAUUUUCAUAUCAAGAGUUAUGUGAACUGAGCCACCACAUCACAAUUUAAGUUAAUGCCCUACUUUUACAAUGAAUUCUGAUGUGUUCUGAAAUUUGACAUGAACAUUAGUGUUAAAUCAUACAUCUGUUUGGCUUAGUUGUCAUUGCUAUAAAAUGUAAUACUUAGAAAUUAUGCUUAACCCCUCGAAUGCCUAGUCCCGUAUCAGUCACAGCCAAUUUGGAGUUUAUUCGAAAAUUCUAACAUUCCAUAGAAAAUUUUGGACAUCGGCAUUCCAGGGGUUAAUGAAUAGAAGUUUCACAAAUUCACAUAAAAACUAUUUACUUUCUUUGUAUGAUAAAAGCAUUGAAAACCAGUAAAAUUGUGUUUUAACACGUGUCAAUAUAAAAUGAGUGUAACUUUGAUUGUUUGGAAGCAAUUUUUUUGUGGCCAGCUCAUACAACUCUUAAUAGUAAAUCUAGAGUUCUAGACCUAGCAAGCUCAUACAUACAAUAUUAAAUAUUUAUGCUUUAAAAAAUCUCUACUAAUGUCUAGCCCUAGAUUAUCACUUGUAUGGAAGAUAUUUGAAAUUAUUUUAAGUUGUAAAAUAUUCUGAAGUAAAGCUUUUUGUUUAGAUCAUACUUUGUAACAAAGUAUUUAUUGUAAAAUUAUUAACAGCAUUGUAGCGUCUGUAAAAGUAUUGCUGUUCAAAUAAAUAACUGCUCUAAUACAUUUAUUGUGGAUCAUUAUAUCUAGAUUUUUUUUCUUAGGUAACUAGGACAUAUUUUCGUACACAAUAAAUACAUUAAAAUCA